UUACGAACCUGGAAAAUACAAUUAUAGCAAUACAUUUUCUCUUAUAUACUAUUCACAUAAAUUAUUAAUAAAAAAAAAUAUAUAUAUACAUAUAUACAUAUAUAAAAGAUGUCAUCCAAAGUACAGAAGAUUAUGGUUCAACCCAUCAAUCUGAUUUUCAGAUACCUUCAAAAUAAAUCCAGAGUUCAGAUUUGGUUAUUUGAUAAAACAGAUUUAAGAAUUGAAGGCCAAAUUAUUGGUUUUGAUGAAUUCAUGAAUUUGGUUCUUGAUGAUGGUGAAGAGAUUGACAUCAAGAAUAAUACUCGAGUUAAAGUUGGUCGACUUUUAUUGAAAGGCGAUAAUAUUACUCUGAUACAAGGUGUUGAAAACUAAUAAAAAGACAAUUUUAUAUAUGAAAAGAAAAGACGAAAUUAUAAUAAAGGCUUGUUAUGUAUUAUGUUUGAAAAAAAAAAGGGGGAAAAUAUUUCUUUUCUUUUAGGACUAUACAAGUAUUCUCAUUUAUAAAUUACUACUCCUGGUUACCAGUAUAAUUAAUAAAAAUAUGUGUAUAUUACGAAAAGUAAACAAAAAGUUACAAGUUAGACAACAACAACAAAAAGACGGAAAGGGUGGUGCCAUGGAUGAAAAUGGAAGUGGAUGAGGA
Molecule: messenger RNA, 643 nt
Organism: Cokeromyces recurvatus
Lineage: Eukaryota; Fungi; Mucoromycota; Mucoromycetes; Mucorales; Mucoraceae
Product: small nuclear ribonucleoprotein-like protein E
Exons: 6
Coding region: 109-372 (87 amino acids)
Biological process (GO): spliceosomal snRNP assembly; mRNA splicing, via spliceosome
Cellular component (GO): U4/U6 x U5 tri-snRNP complex; U4 snRNP; U1 snRNP
Molecular function (GO): RNA binding
Source: RefSeq, a predicted model, not a curated record